AUGGUAACUGCGAUCAGUGAAGCUUUUUCUUGGCUGGAGGAGCAGCAAAAGAAAUGGGCCCAAGAACCCUUGGGUCAAGCCCUAGCAGAGGCGCUCGCAGGGGCCGCAGCGGCGCGGAAGCGGAUGUCGCAGGCAUCCUUUGACCCCGGAGAAGCAUUGAAGGAGCUGGAGGAGUUGCACCAGCUCUGCUGGAAGCGGCUCCAUUCGGAAGGACAUCUUGAAGCAACGUCGCCCUGGCGGGAGGUCUUCGCACUUUGUUGCUUCAUGCGCACUGAGCUGCGAGGUGAGUGCAGCGAGGACAAGAAGCGCGCUUUGCGCCUACUUGAUUUAGGUUUGAUCCUGGGUGGACCAGACACACAGAUCGCAUCUGCGCUGCAUCACCGUGCAGAAAAGCUGGCGGAGGAGUUAUCGACGCGCAAGCGUGCGCACCACGAGGGCGGGGACGAUGGAGGCUGGCUGGCGCCUGGCGUUGUGGCGCCGCGGCCUGCAGCAGCAGUGCCUGAAGUGGCGAGCCCCUUGAGUCUGGAAGAUUUCCUGGUUUCCUACUUUGCCACGAAAUCUCCCGUGAAGAUUGCGCAGGGCUGUCAAGCCUGGCCGGCCGUCAGGCGCUGGCGUGAGGAGGCGUUCUGGAGCACUGGUGCCUUAGGGCAGCGCUUCGUGCCAGUGGAGACAGACUAUUGGAUGGAGGAGGGCUUCGACAUAAUGCAGUUAAAAGACUUCAUCCAGCAUUGCAAGGUGCCCAGCAAAAGCAGCAAUCCGUCCAGGGGAGGCUACCUGGCGCAGCAUGCCUUGUUCGAUCAAUUGCCAUGCUUGGAGGCGGACCUCCGGAUGCCCGACCUAGCCCUUUGCGGGGACGGAGACAGCACGGUGCUGCGACAGGUCUUCUUUGGCCCCGAAGGGACGGUGACACCCCUGCACUCCGAUCCCUACGAAAACAUCUUCUGCCAGGUGGUGGGAGUGAAGUACCUGCGCCUCUAUGCGCCCAGCGAGUCGCGGCACCUCUAUCCCCGAGAGGAGCCUUGGCGGCUCCUCGCCCAGGACAUGAAGAACAACUCUCGCCUCGAGCCCGUGGAUGUCUUGUUGGCUGAUGCCGUAACAUACCAGGAGAAGUUUCCAGAGUUUCUACAAGCAGAAUUCCAAGAUGUUGUGAAAGCCACGCUCAGAAGGGGAGACCGACCCUGGGACCCUGGGACCCUGGAAGCAUUGGGGCUCGCCCUGGAGGCUUCUCGACUUCAAUUUCCGUGGCAUUUCACUUCACCUGAACAGUUGACGAGGUCUGACCCGCAGAUGCCGGAAGUGGUAGCACGAUCCAACGAGGCGGAGCUGAAGUUUUGGCGUCAGACGCUGGCUAUGGAAGAGGAACCUGUCAACGACGGCAACAACGUUGAACAGGAAGUACCUGUCGAACCACAGGACGACAGGCCACAACUCUUGGAGCUGCGGGAACCACCAGAGGAGAGUUGUCCCCUGUAUGUUUGCAUCCAGGACUGCGGUCCACCCCCAGGCAAAGUGCUGCAAGAAGGGCAUGAGCACUUGCUGAAGCUGCGGAAAGGCGAUGUGGUCAGAGUGGUGAGUCGCAUCGAGCCCCAGCAGAAGUGGCUCCAGGGCUACGUGGACUCGAUGGAACAGAACAAACCUAGAGGAUGGUUUCCCCGAGAGCGAGUGGAAAGUCUGCAGAAAGAGAAUGUGACAGGCGCUUCGUUGUCGAAACUGCUGGCGGCCGGCUUGAUCAUGGAUGAGGCAUCCAUCGGUCACCUGAAGCCCAAGUUGCCACCGAAUCUACGUCGUGGACGAUAG
Messenger RNA from Cladocopium goreaui, 1797 nucleotides. The record is from the annotation of a GenBank genome assembly. Lineage: Eukaryota; Dinophyceae; Suessiales; Symbiodiniaceae.